Messenger RNA from Suillus discolor, 1344 nucleotides. RefSeq names its product Mak16 protein. The transcript is spliced from 5 exons. Lineage: Eukaryota; Fungi; Basidiomycota; Agaricomycetes; Boletales; Suillaceae. Gene Ontology annotation, biological process: maturation of LSU-rRNA; maturation of 5.8S rRNA. The coding region runs from base 149 to 1213 and encodes 354 amino acids. Gene Ontology annotation, cellular component: nucleolus; preribosome, large subunit precursor. The record is from RefSeq and is a predicted model, not a curated record.
AUUCAAACGCGUUCAACACUGAUCACGUGAUCAUUGAUAAUUUUCGAUCGCCCACUUUUGAAGGAAUCUGGAAUCUGCAACCCGAAAAUUCUGCCUCGUGAACAUCCUCUGCAUCUGGCCACGUUUCAGAGCCUGAACGUAUCCAAAAAUGCAAAGUGACGACGUGAUAUGGUCUGUGAUUGGCCAUGAAUUCUGCUCGUAUAAAGUCAAGACUGUCACUCAGAAUUUCUGCCGGAAUGAAUACAAUGUCACGGGUCUGUGUACACGGCAGUCAUGUCCACUUGCGAACUCGCGGUAUGCGACGGUGAGGGAGAAUGAAGGUGUGCUGUAUCUAUGUAUAAAAACGAUCGAGCGGGCACAUACACCUGCUAAUAUGUGGGAGAAGAUUGAGUUGUCAAAAGACUAUUCCAAGGCACUAGAACAGAUCGAUAAAGAGCUAAAGUAUUGGCCAAACUUCACUAUUCACAAAUGCAAACAGCGUGUCACGAAGAUAACCCAGUAUCUUAUCAAAAUGCGUCGAAUAAAACUACGGCAGGAGCCAAAGCUCGUGGGCGUGAAAAAGAAGUUAGAUAGACGCGAAGCGACACGGGAACGCAAGGCUCUCUCUGCUGCCCACCUUGAAAAAUCCAUCGAAAAGGAGCUGAUCGAGCGGCUCAAAUCAAAAGCAUACGGCGAUGCGCCACUCAACGUGAACGAAAGUGUCUGGCAAACAAUCCUCGACCGGGAAAAGAGUGGAAAGGAGAAGGAAUUGAAUGUUGGUGCUCAGUUGGAUAUGGAAGAUGAUGAGACGGAUGGGGAGGAGGAAGAGGAGGAGGAGAUGGAGGAGGACUGGGACGCCGAAGGGGACGAGUUUGUUAGUGAUUUCAGUGGAGAUGAAGAUGGCGAUUUGGAUGAUGAACUGAGCGAUUUGGAAGAUGUGGUAGACGGAGGAUUGGGCGCAGAGGAGAGUGGGGAUGACCAGUCAGACGACGACAGCUCACCAGAAGAUGAACCACCAUCCAAAACCGUCCUUGGAAAGCGGAAAACCAAGCCAACAACAGCAAGGGCACCCCCAAGAAAGAAAUUGGACAAGCCAGGGAGAAGUUCGUUGUUUCUGAAUUCGACAUCCAGUGACUUAUCAUUACUCUUUACAGGAGGCCCGAGGGUGGAAGUGGAAAUCGAGCGAGAAAUGGAGAGUGUACCACUCACAAGGUCCGCAUUGGCCAAUUGGUAGCCAUUGGGGACCUGGGUCCUCAGCUGUUUUACAUAUAUAUAUUCCACUGCGGUACGAGCAGCCACAUUCAAGAUUCGUGAACGAUCUUGAUUAUCGAUGAGACACAUGAAUCAGUUCUCGAUAGGCUGAUC